Messenger RNA from Astyanax mexicanus (Mexican tetra), 4368 nucleotides. Its product is annotated as aryl hydrocarbon receptor. The transcript has 11 exons. Gene Ontology annotation, biological process: regulation of transcription by RNA polymerase II. Lineage: Eukaryota; Metazoa; Chordata; Actinopteri; Characiformes; Acestrorhamphidae. Gene Ontology annotation, molecular function: transcription cis-regulatory region binding; nuclear receptor activity; protein dimerization activity. Gene Ontology annotation, cellular component: aryl hydrocarbon receptor complex; nucleus. The coding region runs from base 306 to 3098 and encodes 930 amino acids. The record is from RefSeq and is a predicted model, not a curated record.
UGCAGUACAGGCUGGAUCUUCAGAGUGGCUGGAGCUGGGCUGGAGCCGAUGUGCUGGUGUAGUUUGUGUUUUUUGUGGUGUUUUUAAGUAAUUUUUCCACUUUUUACUGAAACCUGUCUGUCUGAGAAAGAGGAGGAGAACGCUUUCAAGCUUUUAUUCUUCAUCUAAACUGAACCCUUUCCGUAAGUCAUGAGUCUCCGCAGGGACACAAGAGCUUCAUGACUGGGGAAGAUCUCUGAGCUUUCACUGGAUCAGCUGAGACAGACCACUCUACACCCAACAGCUUAACAGACAACACUGCAAACAUGUUGGACACAGACAGAUAUGCCUGCAAGAAACGGAAGAAGCCCGCUCAAAAACAAAAACCAGCGGAUGAAGUUGCCAAGUCAAACCCAUCAAAGAGGCACAGGGAUCGGCUGAAUGGUGAACUGGAGCGUCUGACCAACAUGCUUCCCUUCAGUGAGGACGUACGCUCUCGCCUGGAUAAACUCUCCGUCCUGCGCCUCAGUGUGGGAUACCUGAAAGCUAAGAGCUUCUUUAAAGCCACCAUGAAGAAAAACAGCUUAGAGUUUCCCACAGGAAAUGGGCUUAAUAUCAGCCGACUGGACGGCAGGGACUUCUCAGAGGGUGACCUUCUCCUGCAGGCUCUGAAUGGGUUUGUGUUGGUGGUAACUGCAGAGGGAUACAUCUUCUAUGCAUCACCCACCAUUCAGGACUACCUUGGCUUUCAUCAGUCUGAUAUGGUCCACCAGAGCGUCUUUGAGUUCAUUCAUGUUGAUGACAGAGCCAUUUUCCGCAGGCAGCUUCAUUUUGCACUCAACCCAAAGAGGUCGGACACGGACAUGGAGAGUGAUGGUCUGGAGAGCAGCAGUGACAUCACAAGAAAUAUUGAAACCUACAACCCACAGCAUAUCCCACCAGAGAACUCCUCCUUUCUCGAGAGGAGCUUUGUGUGUCGUUUCCGAUGCCUCCUGGACAACUCAUCUGGGUUUCUGAAACUGAACUUCCAGGGAAGGCUGAAGUUCCUCUUGGGGCAGAAUGAGAAAGCUGAGAAUGGGUCCCUUAUCCAGCCACAGCUUGCGUUUUUUGCUAUUGCCACCCCAGUUCAGCCGCCGGCUAUUCUGGAGAUCCGUGCCAAGACACUGAUAUUUCAAACCAAACAUAAGCUGGACUUUACUCCUUUGGGCAUUGACUCCAGGGGUAAAGUUGUACUGGGUUACUCAGAGAUGGAGCUGUGCAUGAAAGGAUCUGGAUACCAGUACAUUCACGCUGCCGAUAUGAUGCACUGCGCAGACAAUCACAUCAGAAUGAUAAAGACGGGAGAGAGUGGGAUGACAGUUUUCAGACUGUUAACAAAGAAUGCAAAAUGGAUUUGGGUCCAGUCCAACGCAAGACUUGUGUACAAAGGUGGACGUCCUGACUUCAUUAUCGCUCGCCAGCGAGCCCUGGUUAAUGCUGAAGGAGAGGAGCACUUGAGGCAGAGAAGACUACAGCUUCCCUUCCCGAGCCUCACCACUGGAGAAGCAGUCCUCUAUGAUCUUUCUUCUCCUCUGGAUGUAAUGAAUGCUGAAAGCACAAAGAUGGAGUCUUCCAAGCCUUUGGAACCAAGCUCCAUGCUUGCAUCCUUGCAGAGACAGGACCAGUCCAUCUACCAGCAGCCCACCGAGCCGGAAUUUAGAGUGGAUGACGCCUUCAUGGAUAGCUGGGCUCUUUUCAAUGUGCCCAGUAAAGUUUUGCAGGAUAAGACCAAGAAGGAGGAGGAGGACAGUGAUGUGUCCUUGAAUGAUGCUUUGGAACUGUUGGCUCAGGAUGGAGACAUUUGUACGACUCUUCAGCAGAUGGAGGUGGAUAGCAUGGUGCUGAAGGAGUGUGAAAAUGCUCUUCUGAGGAUGGCUACUGAAAGCAGUGGUAAUGAGAAGAACCUGAGCUUAGAUGAAAUCCUCACUAGUAACAUCUUCUCUUAUGUGGAGGGAGCUGUUUAUAAGGAAAUCAAUAAGGGUCCUGUACCACAGGCUAAUCUCUCAGCAUCAGCAGCAGGAGCAGAAGUCAAAAACAGUUCAUUUGGAGUGGAUUCUGGACAGUACUCUACUACAGUGAACUCUGGAUCUGGAUUCUCCACAAAUCACAGCUUUGAUAGCACAUUGGAAUUUGUGGAAAUUACUGGGCAAGACAUGGGCGCAAUGGUUAGUGCACCUGAUAAGUCUCAGAGACUUUCACAUUCCAGUUUAAAUACAGUGGGGUUUGUUCCAGUGCAUGAGGCCGAUACAACCCCAAGGAAAGGUCUGAAUCAUCUAUCACUUACAGGCCAGACUGAAUUGUUCACUCAGUUUCAGAAGAACUUGAGUCAGAACACCACACCAAGCACCUUCAACACAAUCCCUUCCAAUGGUUGGGAAAACGUCCCACAGCAAAAUGUCCAGGUCCAGAAUGGUAAAACGCAAUUAUCUGCAAAUAUGUCUUCUUGCCAGAUCAGGUGUUAUCCUGGUAACCAUUCUGAAAACUCGGAGCUGAAUCCUUUACAAAACGGUUUUCAUCAGAAAAGCCAGCCAACCUUCAACCACCAGAACAACCACAUAGACAAAAGAAAUCAUAGUCCUUCCUUGUCCCCUUACAAUAAUUGCAUAUCCUCCUCAAGCAACAUUCACACGUGCCAUGCGCCAACGGAUCAUCCGGCAGCCAACCACUGUUCACCACUCAGCAGCUGCAUGUAUGAGAGCCAAUCUCCGCCAAGUACAAAUACAGACUGGCUGCAUCCUCAGGCCCAGGCAGUGACCAUACCAUCAUGCUCCAAGGAGACACUUCCUAACAACCAGAGCCCACCGCAGGCAUCUUGCUAUUUCCAGUGGAUGCCCAAUGAGCCAGUGGUGGGCACAUCCUCCAUUCCACAGGUGGAUGUUUGCAUCAGUCCUCCUUUGUGUCACACCUUACCUGGUGUCACUAUCAACAACAACCAGGAAUACCAUGGACAUAAAUGCAAUGGACAUACACAGGAUGAAGUAUUCCACACUGGGGAAUACAGCUCCUGGUUUUCCAUUCCUCCACACAUUAACGGAAUACACGUUCCUGAGAACAGCAGAGCCAGCUGCUGCAAGCUCUGAGAUUCUUCAACAUCAAUGGACUUCAGGGUUUCUACUAAGAAUGACCUUUUAAUGAAUGUUAAAUCAUAAACAUUCUGUUAUUUAGUAAAAUGCUAAAUGUGGGCAUUAAUAAUGGAAAUAAUGUUCAGCACAGCCCCUUCUACAAAUACAUCUGGCCCAAAUUGGUGCCAUGAUUAUCAAAUGAGUGUUAGUCAAAGGAAACCACUUUAUAUGAAAGUGACGUAUAUUUUUAGAUAUUGACUUUAGAUGACUGAGUAGGGAAAAGCAGGCACUACCUAACAGGUUUAACCGCUAAAUUAUUAUAAUUAUUUGAAUUCUAAGAGUAUUUGAAAAAAGCGAUUUUUUAUAUAUAUAUAAAAGGGGUUAAUUGUAACAAGAUGAUUGUAACUUGUAACUAAAAGUCUGAUGAAAUUAUGCAAACACAGUUAAUUUAGUUUUAGUUAGUAUUUUUGACACGGAUAAUAUUACAUUUAUAUAGCAAUAAAAGACUGGGCAAAAUAUAUUUAAUAUGUAUAAUACUAUGUGGUUUUAAAUGUGUAUUUUUUCCCAUUUCCAAUUUAGUACAAGAAACAAAUUAUCAAAUAAAAAUGAGCUGUUUUUGACACUUUACCUAAAUUGCCUCAAUUUUAUUACCACUGAUGGUUAUUAAAAGCCUUUGUAACAUAGAUUAGAUAAAUUCAUAGGGCUAUAAAUCAUAUCUGCAGGGAUAUAAAAAGUUGACCAGAUGUUAUGUAACUACAUGAAAAGACAGUGUUACCUUUCACCCCCAUUGUGUUGUGUGUUAUUGAAUGUAUUGGGUCUAUUCCAUCAAAUUCCCUACUUUUGCUAUGAUCCUACCAGCUUGUAUCUGUGUAAUAUUGGAAGUUUAUAAAUGCACUGUCAUUUCAGAGUGGCCUAUGCAGGCUAAAAGCUUUCCACUGAGACCAAUGUGCACAAAUAUCCAUACAAUAUCCUUCAUAUUUUUCUAUCAUAACUUUUAUUAUUGAGAAAUGUGGUUAUGUGAUUACAUGGAAUAAGAUUACAUUUUUUUCUUCAUUUAAAAAUCAUACCCAGUGUAAUUCUAUGAAACGCAACAACAGCAUGACUCUGGAAAUAUCUGUGUUGAACAUAUAUUUUAUACUGCAGAACCUAUUUACUCUACCACAGCUCUUUAUUAUUUCCCAUGGAUUUACUGUGAUGUAAUUUGAUCUGGUUAUGAUGUGUAUACUGGCAUAUGAAAUCUGGAUUAUAUAUGUUUAUAUAUAAAAAUAAAUUUAAGUGCAGUGCCUCA